CCUUCCCAUUGUCUCUCGCUCUACUCAUCAACCGACAUCUCAUUCCUCUCUUCUCUCUUUUCACCCUUUUCUUUUUUCUUUUUCUUUUUCUUUUUCUUUUGCUCCGUUGCAUCCUCACUCUCGAUACAUCUGCUUCAUUUUUGUACUUCCCAUAUACUGGCCAACUCAAUCAUUGCAUUUUGCAUGAGGACGAGUUUUUAGUUGUCGCUCAUUCAGGUCCUCUUUUCAUCUACCUACAUCUCCAAUGACACGCGCUAGCCAAGCUCAAUCCUCACGCAGUCCACGAUACUCUCCCGUUCAGGUUGAUAGCUCGGACAGCGAGGAUAACAAUGAGCGCACACCUUUUGUCAGACGUGGUCGGGAAUACCAACAGCCUACGGAAGAAGAUGAUCUCUAUGAACCUGUAAGCCCAGGUGCCGAUCUCUGGACAACCUUCAAGAACAGACUCCGCUAUUAUGUUCCUGUCUUCCGUUGGUUACCUCAUUACUCCAUGGAUGGCUUUGGCCAUGAUUUUAUCGCUGGCAUGACAGUUGCCUGCUUGAUCAUCCCUCAGAGUUUGUCCUAUGCUACUGCUUUGGCUCACCUAGAACCCGUACAUGGACUGUAUACGGCUUUUAUUCCAGGAGUACUUUAUGCCAUCUUUGGAACAUCACGUCAGCUUUCAGUCGGACCUGAAGCCCUUGUCUCCAUGAUGGUCGGAACGGCCAUUGCACAGCAACAACAUGCCAGUGGUAGCUCAGAUCCUAAUGUUGCUUUGGCUAUUGCUUGUUAUAUCACCCUCUUUGUUGGUCUCUUCACAUUCUUUUUGGGCUUUGUCCGUCUCGGCUUUUUGGACUCUGUUCUGUCUAGAGCAUUGCUACGCGGAUUCAUCACUGCUGUCGCAGUUGUAGUCAUCAUCGAACAGUCAAUUUCUCUCUUUGGACUCAGGGAUUUGGCCGAAGAGUCUGGAAUUGGGGAGCAAUCUUCGACUGUUGAGAAGUUGGUUUUCAUUAUUGAGGAGUUUAAACACAUUCAUGUUCUUACAACAGUCGUGUCCUUCUCAAGUAUCGUCUUUUUGCUCUCGUUUGGAUCCUUCAAGAAGCGUCUCACAAAACUGCCAUUCCUGCAAUUUGUUCCAGAGAUCUUACUCUGUGUCAUCCUUUAUACCGUCCUUACCGCAGUCUUCCGUUGGGACAAGGAUGGUCUUGCAGUUUUGGGGGCGACAAAGGCUGCUGGUAUCCAAUUCCCAUCCAUCCCUGCCGCACCCGAAGGUGUGUCAGUCCGCUCCCUGUUUGGCACGUCAGUCUUGAUCUCCAUCAUUGGUUUUGUCGAGUCGAUCGUCAUUUCAAAACAGUACGCCAACAAGCACAACUACACUGUUAGCCCUAAUCGUGAAUUGGUUGCCAUGGGUAUUGCUAAUAUCUUUGGAGGACUCUUCCAGGCCAUUCCUGCCUUUGGAUCACUCUCCCGUAGCAAGAUUAAUGAUAAAGCCGGAGCACGCACCCAGCUUGCAGGAUUAAUCACAGCCUUGAUUGUCCUCCUUGCCAUUUUCUUCCUCCUACCUUAUUUCUUCUAUCUUCCCAAGGCGGUAUUGGCUGGUAUCAUCUGUGUGGCCGCAUUGUCAUUGCUUUCGGAGGCCCCUCAUGACAUCAAGUUUUGGUGGCAGAUCCAAGCUUGGUCGGAUUUAGGAUUGUUGCUUUUGACGUUUUUUGCAACCAUUACAGUUUCUGUGGAGGCCGGGACCUUGAUUGCCAUCGCCUUGUCCUUCUUGCUGGUCAUCAAGACCUCAACCUACCCAAGGAUCACUAUUAUGGGUCGUAUGCCUGGAACCAAGGGCAAAUUUCGCCCCAUCAAAGACUACCCAGGUAUUGCAGAGCAUAUUGAUGGUGUCCUUGUUGUCAAGGUUGAGGAAGCCCUGUACUUUGCAAACACUGGUCAGCUCAAAGAUCGUCUGCACCGCUUGGAAGUCUUUGGCGACAUGAGUGUCCAUCCAUCAGAGGAAGCGCGACUUAAUCCCGUGUCACAUGUUAUUUUCGAUGUUGAGAACAUGCCUUCACUGGACGCAAGUGCCUGCCAAAUUCUUCUUGAGAUUGUGGAGGCAUAUCAUGCGCGUCAUAUUAAGGUGUACUUUGUCAAGCUGAGGGAAAAUUCUCGUGAGCUGUUUGUCAAGAGUGGUCUGUUGAAACGUGCUGGCGGCGACUCUCAUCUAUUCCGAAGAACUGCAGAUGCAAUGGACUAUAUUGAACGCGAAUCCCUGGCUUUGAAUGAAAGUGAAAUGCAGGUAUAGAGGGCUGUAGAAAAAUAUAUUUAUAUAUAUAUAUAUGUGUAUAUAUCUAUCUGGAGGAGUAUAGAUAACAGAGAGAAAAUAACAUGAACAACCUCAACCAUCCAAUUUUGAAAAAUAAAAGAACAUACAGC
Molecule: messenger RNA, 2397 nt
Organism: Lobosporangium transversale
Lineage: Eukaryota; Fungi; Mortierellomycota; Mortierellomycetes; Mortierellales; Mortierellaceae
Product: sulfate transporter family-domain-containing protein
Exons: 5
Coding region: 245-2266 (673 amino acids)
Biological process (GO): transmembrane transport
Cellular component (GO): membrane
Molecular function (GO): sulfate transmembrane transporter activity
Source: RefSeq, a predicted model, not a curated record